This is a messenger RNA of Chilo suppressalis (striped riceborer), 210 nucleotides long. Lineage: Eukaryota; Metazoa; Arthropoda; Insecta; Lepidoptera; Crambidae. The record is from the annotation of a GenBank genome assembly.
AUGACUCACCGGACACUUAACACGACGCUGCAGAGUGGGGGUAAUGAUACGGACGCGUGGGGGGGCAUAUCCCCCUUCGACUCGGACCUGGAUGUAUUCUAUAGGCCGGAUGUGGUCAUCAUAGUGAUGUACGUCGCCGUGCUGACCGCUUCGCUGUCAGCCAACACGCUGCUCAUCUUCAUCAUCUCAUUACACCUGAAGAAAUUUUGA